ACUUCUAAGAGGUGUUGAGUUUCGGCCAAACUUUCUGCUCGGCUCGCAUCAAAGGCUGCCCUCUUGUGAAUAGCCAGCUCUCACCUAAUGAUCUCCCUACUCACUCCUGACCAGGACGCAGGUCAUUCCCCAUAAUAAUUAGCUCACAGGCAGAGUUUCCAGGCGCUUCCAGGAGCAUCAAUCACCGGGAUGAAUGGGAAGCCCGUGUGUGGGAACUGCAGGGGGAGCUGGGUGCAGAGCCACCUCAGCCCUGUCACCCCGCGGCUGUCCCUGCCAUGCUUCCUUGGAUCCCUAUCUACCCCGUUUUGGGUGACAGGACGAGUUGGGCCAGUUACCAGGAUCUUGUCGCCUGGUUCUGAUGGUGUCUUGGUUCCCGGCUGGGGUUUUGUGUUUACCACGAGCGUUGCCUGCUGUCGGGGAGCUGCGUGUGUUUCACAACAGACAGGGAGCCAGGGAGACCACCCUGCGGGGCUGCCCCUUCCCUCAGCGCUUUCUGCUUGGGUCGCUGGCGUGUUGCAGUGCCUUCGUUCGUCUGUGGUGUGCGGUGCUGGUCCAGGUUUACGCGCUAACAGUGAAUUAGAAGGAGAAAACGCUCUGCGAGUGCAGCAGAAGGUCAAUAUGGAGCCUGGUUUGCUUUUAGAAUCUUCCCAAGGCCGAUGGGCUUCCUCUUCCCUCCUGACCAGGGGCUUUGAUGCCCCUGCCCUGGGCUGCCUGGUUCCUGCCCCGAGUCUUCAGAAAGAUCCCCGGGCCUGGAGACUGUGAGUUCAGGUUCAGAUGCCUUGCGUGGCCUGUGAAUCCUGGGUCUGGUCUCUGUCCCCAGGCCCGUGUUCAGGGACCACCCUGAGCACCAAAGGCAGCCCAGUCCGGCUUUGACUCAGCUCCCAGGGCGGAGUCCCUUGCCCAGCACUGGGCAGGAGGAGGGCAUCCUCAGGGCAAGGGUCUGCCAUCAGCAGACCAGAGCCAGAGCCCGCAGCCCCUGAGCACUUUCAGAUUCCUGCAGCGCAGAGAGGUUUUCCAGGGGGGAAGGGAGGACCCUGUGGCUGGAGAAAUCCCGCCGCGAACACCCAGCGACCAGGUCUACAGCAGCACCAGGUCUGUGCUGCCCCCUGGUGGUCACAGAUUUUACUACACGCGGCCCACAAGUAAAAUGAGUUUCUCUUCAGUGGCCCGGUUAUCUUCUGUCGUGUAGGAGGAAGUCCAGAGCCACGGAAAUUCGGUAAGGAUCGGAUAAGGGCAAUGAAAUCGCAGCUCUAAAUCUUUUCAUGGAGUUGAAGACAGACAUUUGACUGUGGGAGCCAUCUCAUCUUUAUAACCUGGUAAACAAUGCCAGAAUAAAAAUAACAAAUUCAAUGUAUUUAAGUCGGUUUCGACAGUGAGGAAUUAAAAUUAAAUUUAUUUAAACUAUUUUGACUUUUACCCAAGUUUUUCUUACAGUUCCAUCUCAUUUUUCCCUCCUUACAUAGUUUGGGGAGUAGAGAACAGUCUAUUUUUGACUCCUGUGUAACUGACAUGGAGACAGAGGCCUGCGGUCCCUUGGGGGAUUAGUGGCCCACGCAGGUGUGCAGACCACGGGUCCCUCAAUCAGAAGCGGGAUGUGUGGCAGGGAGCUUUGGAGAGCUUUCAUUUUGGAUUAGUGAUUUCCUGUCGACUUUUCCUCGUUUUUGUCACAGCACACUCGGAACAUUUCUCAUCAGCUGUGUACACUAUGUCAGGCAUUUCAAAUAUGUUUCUGGAAGUUGUCAGUGCUGUUCUCUAUGAGGCCUGAAGGAAAAAUUCAAUGUUUGUAGUAAAUAAAGUACAAAAAUUAUAUCAGCUAUUAAGAGGAUGGAUUAUUUCCAAGUUGCUUAGCCAUAUUGGUUGAGCGUUGAAUGCAGCAAUGGUGCCAACAUAUUAAGCACAAGAAUCUUGUAUUCCUGGAUACUGGAAGUUCCCUAGAAGAUGGUGGCGCAGGGUCAGCUGGGUGGGGAUGUCAAGGGAUGUACAGUGGACUUCAAGAAGGAGUUUAUGGAGAUGCAAGAGAAGGUUCUGAAAACUUUGCUAGGAUGGACCCUUUGUUGAAUUAGUUCUCAGGGAGGCUGAUUUGGAGGAGACAGGUGGCAUCGGAAGCUAGAAAUAGUGUUCCACAAACAAUGAGCUUCCAGGGAAUAUUCAUGCCUAGAAUUGAAGACACAUGUGUAUGGGUUCUGUCUUCCCCUCUGUCUCAGUCUCUGUUUUGGGUGAAAUUGGGUCCCCACCCCAAAUUCACAUGUUGAAGUCCUAACCCCAGUACCUCAGAAUGUUUAUUGCAUUUGGAGAUGUUUUUACAAAGGUGAUUAAGUUGAAAUGAGGCUCUUAGGGUGGGCUGCAAUCCCACAUGACUGCAAUCCCACGUGUCUUUAUAUGGAGAGGAGAUAAGGACACAGACACACACAGAGGGGGAAAGAUCAUAUGAAGACCCAAGGAGAGAGGCCACAGAAGAAACAACCCUGCUGAUGUCUUGAUUUUGGGUAUCUAGCCUCCAAAAUUGGAGAAUAUAUAUUUCUGUUGUUUAAGCCACCUGAUCUGUGGAGCUUUGUUACAGUAGCCCUAGCUGAUGAAUCCAGUGUCCUUUUGAGUUUAAGGAGCAUGACUGGAUGACCCAUCCAUUCAGUAUCAGCACCAACCAAGUAGAAACCAUCAAAGGAAGUGGACGCAGUGGCUCAGGCCUCUAAUCCCAGCACUUUGGGAGACCAAGGUGGGAGGAUCACUUGAGCCCAGGAGUUUGAGACCAGCUUGGGCAACAUAGGGAGACCCUGUCUCUAAAAAAAUUAAAAAAUUAGCUGGGUGUGGUGGCAUGUGCCUGUUGUCUCAGCUACUUGGGAGGCUGAGGUGGGAGAAUUGCUUGAACCUAGGAGGUCGAGGUUGCAGUGAGCCAAGAUCACUGCCACUGCUCUCCAACCUGGGCCACAGAGUGAGAUCCUGCCUCAAAAAACAAAAACAGGCUGGGGGCAAUGGCUCAUGCCUGUAAUCCCAGCACUUUGGAAGGCUGAGGCAGACGGUUGAUUGAGCCCAGGAGUUAGAGACAAGGCUGGGCAAGAUGGCAAAACCCCGUCUCUACCAAAAAUACACACACACAAAAAUUAGCUGGAUGUGGUGGGGUGUGCCUGUAGUCUCAGCUACUCAGGACGCUGAGAUGGGAGGAUGUUUUGAGCCUGGAAGGUGGAGGUUGCAGUGAGCCCAGAUUGCAUCAUUGCACUCCAGCCUGGGUGACAGAGUCAGAUCCUGUCUCAAGAAAACAAAAAACAAACAACAAACCCAAACCCCAAACCAACCAAACAAACAAAUAAAAACAACCAAAAAACCCAUCUGAUAUGGUUUGGCUCUGUAUCCCCACCCAAAUCUCAUCUUAAAUUGUAAUCCCCGUGUGUCGGGGGAGGGACCGGGUGGGAGGUGAUUGGAUCCUGGGGGCGGACUUUCCCCUUUCUGUUCCAUGAUAGUGAGUGAGUUCUCAUGAGAUCUGGUAGUUUGAACGUGUGUGGCAGUUUCCUCUUUGCUUUUCCUCUCUCUCCGGUGUGCCGUGUGAGAUGUGCUUGCUUCCGCCUCACCUUCCACCAUGAUUGUAAGUUUCCUGAGGCCGCCCAGUCAUGCUCGCCUGUGGAACAGUGAGUCAGUUAAACCUCUUCUUCAUAAAUUACCCUGUCCCAGAUAGUUCUUUAUAGCAGUGUGAAAAUGGACUAAUACACCAUUAAAGUCCACUCUGUAAGGAACCAAAAAUCUUAAAAAACAGAAAAGUGACUUGUGUGAAUGGCAUCCAGUAUCUUUUACUAGACAAGAUAUAUUAGCAUGAUUUCUAGAGAAAAGCCCAAAUACAUGUCUGAAAUAUCUAUACCACAGUUAUGACUGACUAUAAAUCUUUCCCCCACCCCCAGUUUUGUGGUGUCCUAAAAAGGAAUCCAAAUAGUUUGGAAAAUAUCCUCAAGUCUAAAUGAAUCAUGCAGCCAAGUUUUAUGAAACCAACCUACAAAGUUAUCGAUUGCUACAAGAAAGAAGAUAUUCACUUGUUACUCCUAGUUUUGUUUUAGCUCUUCUGAGAUAUCUGGGGUUUAGCUUACGGAUUGCAUGAUUUGAUGAAACUCUGCACAACAGUUAGCGAGGAAAGGAACUUUAGCUCUGAGGACUUAGGGUCCAGCCGAUGGUCUGGGUACUGCGGCAUAUCUUUCACUCAUGGUGUUGGUGAAGUUAACACUGAUGAUUAAGCUAACCUCUACCAAGCACUUCCUUCCCAUGGGCUCUAAAUUCAGUGCUUGACAUAUUUCAUUUAUGUUUCACAGAAAUGCUAGGACCUGAGACAUGGUAUAAGGGAGUGGUUCAGUUUUGGUGACACUCAGCUAUGUGACCUUGAGCAAAUUGCUUCACUCUCUGUGCCUUGGUCUUCUCAUUUGUAAAAGGUUGUUGGUAAUGCAGGUGAGGCGCUUGAAGCAGUGCCUGGCACUGACGAAGGUUUUCGUAAGUGUUGACCACUAGUAUUUUUCUUCACACCCUCAGCUGAGGAAAUGAAGGGCACUGGAGGUGUUAAGCAAUGUGUGUAACCACUUCUAUGCCAUCACGAGGGGGGAAUCUGGCAGCACAAGAGGCUGCAUCACUGAGGCUCUGCACCGCCUCCCAGUUGGGCUUGCUAUCCUUGCAGGUACUUGUCUCCUUAUUCCUGCUGAGAUGCAUGAAGGUGACUUUAAUAUGCAUGGCCCGGCUGGGUGCGGUGGCUCAUGCCUGUAAUCCCAGCACUUUGGGAGGCCGAGGCAGGUGGAUCACCUAAGGUCAGGAGUUCAAGACAGCCUGACCAAUAUGGUGAAACCUUGUUUCUACUAAAAAUACAAAAAUUAACUGGGCAUGGCAGCAGGUGCCUGUAAUCCCAGCUACUCGGGAAGCUGAGGCAGGAGAAUUGCUUGAGCCCAGGAGAUGGAGGUUGCAGUGAGUCGCGAUUGCGCC
Pan troglodytes (chimpanzee) is the source of this 4944-nucleotide messenger RNA. RefSeq lists its product as uncharacterized. The transcript is spliced from 2 exons. Lineage: Eukaryota; Metazoa; Chordata; Mammalia; Primates; Hominidae. The coding region runs from base 190 to 762 and encodes 190 amino acids. The record is from RefSeq and is a predicted model, not a curated record.